AAAAAUCGCAGCAAUGAAUGAUACAACUCAGUCGUGUGAUGUUCAUAUUUUGUUCAAACUGUACUGGUGUUUACAAAUGGCCGCCGCCAAAUUUGUAAAUCUUCGUACUAAGUACCGUAGUGAUCUUGCACAUUAUAAAAAUGACACAGGCAGUACAAGAUAUUCUCCUGCCAGGAGUCGUUGAAUUGUAUGUGAAAACUACAGAACCUUCAGACAUUACAGAGCUUGGUUCACCAAGCUGGUUUGAUGCCCAUGAACGUCUCCAGAAAUUACAUCAACAAGCCAUUCUUGAAGCUCGGGAACUGCGGGAAGAAUCCGUGAAAGAAAUGAUGAUAUCCCAUAAUAAAAUACCUAUUCUUGUUCAUGAAGCUAUUUGUAUAUCUGUUUGGAGAGAAAAGGUUUUGCCACUGCUACUAAAAAUAACACCAGAGCCUAACAGUGUGUUUAUUCCAUAUAUGGUUCUUUUCCAUGAAGCUACUGCUAUUGAAUUUAUGGAGACAUUAGUCUAUCAUUCAGAAUGUUGUGAAGCUUUGGGCGAAAAUUCCCUUGAAUUGCUUGACUACUGUUCCUCAGCAAUCAUAAGACUCCUUGCCCAGAGUGAGAGAGAAGUUCCUGAGCCUUCACAGACUCUGAAUGCCUCUCAGGAUCUGGGACAGAAAGAGAUGACACUUGCCUUCAACAUUGGUAUAAAAUGUAUUUCCAUAAUUGGAUGCAUUGCUCAGCACCUGGACAGCUUGCCACUGAGUGCAACAUCACAUAUGUUUGUUAACCAUGAUAUCCCACUUCUUCUGGCAAACAUCAUUGAACAGAAACCAUGGAUUAAAGAUGGCCCAUCUGGUAAAACUCUCAAGUUUGAAGACUGCAAGUGGCAGGAGAUAAAGGGUGAAGAUAAUAUGAAAGUAACUCGUGCUGAGGCCCAAACAUGGCUUGCACUCAGACAACUUUUGUUGGAUCCUCGCUGCCCUGCACACUAUGACAUCAACGAGUAUCACAAGAAUCAGCUUCUUAAGCUUCAGUGUUUCCUACAUGACACACUUCUAGACCAGUUGUCGCCACUAGUAGAGCUGAAGUACUGGCUGGCAAAGUUGGCUUCAUCACAUCCCCCUCCUAUAACACGGCGUCCAUUACUGCUAGAAGUCGUGCCACAGAUCAAACAAAGACUACUUGAGAAGAAUAGCAAACGUUGGAAGAAGAUAGCAGCCAGGCAAGCAGAAGCAAUGUUCUGUGAAAAAGAAACCCACAUUAAAGCCAUCAUGAAAAGCUUGAAUGAAACAUAUGACCUGGACACACUAGAAGCACUGGUGCUUGGGCCACCAGUUUGUGUUGCCUGUGGAAAGCCUGCACCUAAGAAAUGUUCACAAUGCAAAGCUCCAUACUGUGGAAGGGAAUGUCAAGUCAAGGACUGGUCUAAACACAAGACACCAUGUGGCCUCGUUUCUUCACACCACAAGACAGGUGAUUAAAUGUGGAUGGCGAAGGAAGUGGCUGCUCUUUCAGCAAGUUCUGUAUCUAAUACAAAUAAGUCUUAAAUAGAUGCAUUUUGUGAGUACUACACUGUCUCAAGAAUAAUGUCCAAUUUUAAUGUCUACAAGGUCCUUUACUUGUAUAUUGCAUCCUGAUUUUAUUGUAUUAACAAAAAUGUAUUUACUUUGUAUUGUGUACCCCUUUUUAACAAGGCUUUCAUCAUUGUGUGUUCUUCAAAGAGGAACUUAAAAAUUUGAAUAAAUCAUGUAUGAUUGAUUGCUAUUAACUAAUGUCAAUCCAGCCUAAUUUCAAAUACAUACCACUGAUAUCAAU
This is a messenger RNA of Cryptotermes secundus, 1797 nucleotides long. It is a transcript of the gene Zmynd10, whose product is annotated as zinc finger MYND domain-containing protein 10. Gene Ontology annotation, biological process: inner dynein arm assembly; motile cilium assembly; outer dynein arm assembly. The transcript is spliced from 10 exons. Bases 141 to 1463 code for a protein of 440 amino acids. NCBI's taxonomy places the organism in Eukaryota, Metazoa, Arthropoda, Insecta, Blattodea, Kalotermitidae. Gene Ontology annotation, cellular component: centriolar satellite; cytoplasm. The record is from RefSeq and is a predicted model, not a curated record.